GUGACGAUCGCACAACUUCGCUGUGCACGUCGGCUGUUUUUCAAAAUAUCUAAAAAGAAAAAUAUAUAUAAGAAUUAUAUAUGUAUGUAUAUACAACGGUGUAUAUAUUCACAUAUAGUUAAGUGUUGACACAGGCAUAAAUGCGAAGAAUAAAUUUUUUUCUUUUAAUAAAAUUGAAGUGCAAAGUGCUGGCUAUAGGCUCUACUCAAAGUAUUAAGAAAAAAAAACAAGGUUGACGCAGGCAAAAAAUGAAAUUCGACCAACUCAACGAAUUUAAUUAAACGCUUACCAGUUCGUUUCGUACGCCGCAGACAAUACUUGGAUUACGGGUUUCCGGUUGCGCGGCACAGAAAAUAAACUAUUUGCAACAAAAGAAUUUAAAAAAAAUUUAGUUUAAAUAAAAAAAUUAAAAAACCAACAAUAAUGCAGCGCAGAGUGCAAAAGUGUGUAGUGGCACAAAACUAGUGCGAAAAUAGAAAAAAAAAUUCUUCCAACAAAAUAAACGCCUAAGUUACGCCUAAAAUGCGCAAAUUAAAGAAAUAACGUUUCUGACGUCACAAACAUAAGCAACACGCUCGUAAAGUGUGCGCGUGUGUUAAAAUAUUUGUUGAAUGUGUGUGUGUAUUUCUGCGCUGAAGCAAGAAAUUUCCGCAGCAAAGACGCACAACCCAAAAAAUCGCAAAUUAUCGACGAAAUCAAACAAAAUUCAAUUAAAAAACCAAAAUCAACACAAAAUUCCAACAACACAAUGUCCACCAAAAUGACACUCAUCUCGAAAACCAUACUCUCCGUGCUCAUCACCGUCAUCAUACCGGUGCUCGGCGCGGCGCUUAGCAAAACAGUGCUCUAUCAGGCGCCCGACGAGUGUCGCUGGUCCGGCACCAGCGAAGCGGACAUUACGCUCGUCUGCCAUCUGCGCACCAUCAACUCGGAGUUGGAGAACACCAACUUCAGCGUUAUACAACCACAGAAUACGAUACGUCUACGGCUGGAGUGCAAUGAUGCGCUCUUCUUCCAGAGCAGCCUCAGUCCGGACUCCUUUCGUUCGUUGGUCGAGCUGCGCGCGCUGACCAUCGAGUAYUGCAAACUCGGCAAUAUAACGGAGGGUUCAUUCCGUGGCUUGCAGGAUUUGCGCAAUCUCACCAUACGCACGCAUAACGGUGACUGGUCGACCAUGUCGCUGGAUAUAGCGAGCAGCAGUUUUAGCGAAUUUCGUCAGCUCGAUCGUUUGGAUUUGAGCUUGAAUAAUAUCUGGCUGAUACCGGAUGGCAUGGUGUGCCCGCUGAAGGUGCUGACACACCUCAAUAUCUCGCAUAAUGAAAUACAAGAUAUUGGCAAUUUCCACUUUAGCGCGGCGUUGAGCUCACGCAAGUCACGCAUAUGCGGCACRUCGCUGACGCACAUCGAUUUGAGCGCCAAUAAGAUUGCCAAUUUGCCAUCGGCGAUAUUCUCCGGUUUGGGGCGACUUAGUAAUUUGAAUUUAGCGCGUAACGGCAUGAAUUUUAUCGCGGAUCGCGCUUUCGAGGGUUURGUCUCGCUCUCGAUAGUCAAUUUGUCCGGUAAUCGUUUGACCUCGCUGCCGCCAGAACUCUUCGCCGAGGCGAAAUAUGUCAAGGAGAUCUACUUGAAGAAUAACAGUAUUAAUGUGUUGGCGCCUGGCCUCUUCAGCGAGCUGGCUGAUUUGCUCGUGCUGGACUUAUCAGCGAAUGAGUUGAACUCGCAGUGGGUCAAUGCGGCCACAUUCGUGGGCUUGAAGCGUCUGGUUUUGCUCGAUCUGUCAGCGAAUAAGAUUAGCAAGCUGGAGGCCAGCAUCUUUCGUUCGCUCAGCUCGUUGCAGAUAUUGAAACUGGAGGAAAACUACAUCGAUCACAUACCAGACGGCGCCUUCGCCGAUCUUGCCAACUUGCAUACGCUCAUCUUGUCCAAUAACCGCAUAUCGAUGCUGGGACCGCACACAUUGCGCGGCCUCUACGGCAUACUCGUGCUGAGUCUCGACUACAAUGCCAUCACGAAAAUAGACACGCAAGCAUUGCGCAAUUGCUCCAGCAUACAGGAUUUGCAUUUGAAUGGCAAUAAGCUGAAGAGCAUACCGGAUGCGUUGAGCGCUGUGCCGCUGCUGAAGACGCUCGACAUUGGCGAGAAUCUAAUUAAGAACAUUGAAAAUACCAGYGUUUCGGCAAUGGCCAACUUGUAUGGCUUGCGCUUGACGGAGAAUAGCAUUGAGUUCAUACGACGCGGUGUCUUCGAUCGCAUGUCAUCGCUGCAGAUACUGAAUUUGUCCGGCAAUAAAAUCAAAGGCAUCGAGGGGGGCGCGCUGCACCGCAACACACAGCUGCAGGCCAUACGUUUGGAUGGCAAUCACUUGAAGAGCAUCGAUGGCUUAUUCACCGAGUUGCCAAAUUUGGUGUGGCUUAACAUUUCGGAUAAUCGCUUGGAGAAGUUCGACUACUCGCACAUACCGACCGGUUUGCAGUGGCUGGAUGUGCGUGCCAAUCGCAUCACGCAGCUGGGCAACUAUUUCGAAAUCGAAAAUGAGCUUAGCCUCAGCACAUUCGAUGCCAGCUCGAAUAUGUUAAGCGAGAUUACAGCGAGUUCGAUACCAAAUAGCGUGGAGGUUUUAUACUUGAACGAUAAUUUGAUCAGCAAAAUACAGCCGUACACAUUCUUUAAGAAACCCAAUCUGACGCGCGUGGACCUAAUACGGAAUCGCCUUACCACGCUGGAGCCGAACGCUUUGCGCCUAUCGCCCAUACCCGACGACAAGGACAUACCCGAAUUUUACAUUGGCCACAAUCCGUUCGAGUGCGAUUGCAAUCUAGAUUGGCUGCAGAAGGUCAACAGCGAAUCACGCACGCAACCGCAACUCAUGGAUCUCGAUCAGAUCUACUGUAAGUUGUCGUAUGCGCGCGGUAAGACGCACGUGCCGCUAAUCGAGGCUAAAUCGAAUGAGUUCCUCUGCAAGUACGAGGCGCACUGCUUUGCGUUGUGCCAUUGCUGUGACUUCUACGCGUGCGACUGCAAAAUGGAGUGUCCGGAUCGUUGUGCCUGCUAUCACGAUCAGUCGUGGACAUCGAAUGUCGUGGACUGCUCGCGUUCCGCCUACGAUCGUACGCUGCCUUCGCAUAUACCCAUGGACGCCACGCAACUGUAUUUGGAUGGCAAUAACUUCCGCGAACUCUCCAGCCACGCAUUUAUUGGACGCAAGCGUCUAAAGGUGCUGCACUUGAAUCAUUCGCGCAUCGAAAUUGUGCACAAUCGUACAUUUUACGGGCUACUCGAGCUCGAGGUGCUGCAGCUGAACCACAACAAUUUGCGUCAGCUGAAUGGUAAUGAGUUUCAGGGUUUGGACAAUCUGCAGGAAUUGUACCUGCAACAUAAUGCCAUCGCUACCAUUGAUACGCUGACUUUCACGCAUCUCUAUCACCUGAAAAUACUGCGGCUCGAUCAUAACGCCAUCACCGAGUUCGCUGUUUGGAACUUCCUGCCCGCGUAUCUGAAUGAGCUGCGGCUGGCGGGCAAUCCGUGGUCCUGCAAUUGUGAGUUCAUCGACAAGUUACGUGACUACGUCAAUCGGCGUGAAUCUGUGCAGGAUAAGGUGAAGCUGCGUUGCUCACUGCUCGCCGGCAAUAAUGCAACAGCAGCUGAUAACAACAGCGCGGUGAGCGGCCAACAAGCGGAUGCUGAGCAAUAUGCCAUCUACUUGAGUGGCGAUCCAUUGCUGGACGCACAAACGCGCUUCGUCGCCUGCAAUGGUGGUCUGCAAGCGCCACAACAUCAGUCGCCUUUGGGCGCGGCGGAUCCCAACGAUAAUGUCAUCAUGAAUGGUAACAUGACCUCGACGAAAAUGAUACUCUCACAGCCGCCGAUGCAUGAAUAUGUGCCGAUACUGGUAGCCGUAUUGACCAGCUUCGUUUUCGUGAUCAUCUGCACGCUGCUCGUGUUCAUCUUCCGUCAGGAGAUGCGCGUCUGGUGUCACUCACGCUUCGGCAUACGUCUCUUCUGCAAUGCGCAUCGCGACGUUGACAAAAAUGAACGUGAGAAACUCUUCGAUGCCUUCAUCUCGUACAGCUCGAAGGAUGAAGCUUUCGUUUGCGAAGAUCUAGCGCCUAUGCUCGAACAGGGUGACACGCGCUACAAGCUUUGUCUACAUCAUCGCGAUUUUCCAGUUGGUGGUUACAUGGCUGAUGCCAUCGUGCAAGCUAUUGAUACCUCAAGACGCACCAUUAUGGUGCUCUCCGAGAACUUCAUCAAAUCCGAAUGGUGCCGCUUCGAAUUCAAAUCGGCGCAUCAAUCAGUGCUACGCGACCGUCGACGCCGACUCAUACUGAUCGUGCUAGGCGAGGUGCCGCAAAAGGAUAUUGACCCCGAGCUGCGUCUCUACUUGAAAACCAACACAUACCUGCAAUGGGGCGACAAACUGUUUUGGGAGAAGCUGCGCUUCGCCUUACCCGACGUGCCGAACAAUCAGCGCCGCAUGCGCAACGCUGGCGUGGGCGGCUGCACCGGUGUAGGCGUGCACAUGCCCAUCGCUCAGCUGCCAGCCACACAUCAUCACCAUGCCCAUCACAUGCUGUCAGCGGGCGCCAGUAGUGGUGGCGCUGUCGGCAAUAUGUCAACCGGCGCUCAUCACAUGCACCACAUGCAUCCGCAGGCCGCGCUGCAACAUCAUCAGCUGCAACAUGCCAGCUUCCGCUCGCAAAUGCAUCACAACAUCAACGGCAGUCGACAGAAUCACAAUCGAAACAAUUCGGCCGCCGCGGCGGCUGCAGCGCAACAGCAACAACACCAGCAGGCCGCCAUGUUAAUGGGUGCGCCGGUGCAAUGCGCACAACUGCCGCUGCCGCCACAACAGUCACAACAGCUGCUGCCGACAGCAGCUAGCGCAGGCGCGCCACCUAGCAGCAUACAACAGCAGCAGUUGCCGCCACCGCCAUGCCCCAGUCCGCGCAGCAUCACGACGCAGUCUUCAGCGGCGGGUGGUAGCUCGCAGAGUUCCGGCCGCACAAUGGGCGUGCAUAUCUAAGAGCCAACAGCGGUAGCAGUAGUUUCUAUUGUAUAAGUGAAAGCGGGUGUGCGUAUGUGUUUAUAAACAGCUGUUGGCUUAGCGGGUGAGGUGUUGUGUGUAGUAAUAUUGACGCGAAAAUGUGCGCGCUGAAUGCUUCUAUGGUUCUUUACGCGGCUGUAGUCUGCCAAUGGUGCGGCAAGCUUUUCGAAACUAAAGAUCCCUUGCGUUCAUCAACUUUUCAACUGCGUUUCAUUGAGCUUAGUUCAAAGAACUUUUCGUACAACAGUUACUACACUGCGAGCUAUGUUUCUGGGUCAGCGUUCUUUGUGUUGUGCUUCAACAUCAGCAGCAAAACGGCAGAUCUCAGAUGGCGAUCGGCUAUUUACAUAUUACUAACGCGCUCACUUGCGCACAACAUUCACUAAUAUGCCACUGCUCUCAUCUACAGGCACGUGCAACUUCAUUGCUGUCUGCAUUUUCGCCUUUCACAUUUUGAAAUUUCCAUUCAGCAGCGAAUUGUAGGCAUUUUCCGAAUUCAGGUCAAACAAAUCGCCGGAACAAAACUCACCAGCUGUGUGUGUGUGUGCGUUCAAAGGCAGUAUUUUCGGCAGUAAAUAGAAAAACAACGCCGCGCUGCAUGCAACACUGGCACGAAGCACAAAAAUACAUACAAUUACAUGUUGAAAAACUAUUGCUCGAAAGUAUUUGCUAUUAAAUUAAAAACAAAAAAGCAAAAACAACAGCACGGCGCGUCAGUAGACGAAAUUCGAUUUGGCAUUGAACAUUUACUUCGUGCAACAUGCCUAUUGGCACAUAUUGCUUUGGCAUGCUUUGUGCCAUUGUGUGAGUGUAUGUGUGCAGCGCUGUUUGUCAGUUUUUGUUGUUGUUGUGCGGUUUUUUAGCGCAUUAUGUUGCAAUGAAAGCAGUUAGUCACGUUAAAGUUGUCGCCUGUUGUCUGCCUGGCUGGCUGCGUGACCGGCGCACAGCAGCUAAAGCAGCGCGUUGAAUUCGAACGGCAUUUUUUAUACUAAAAUGAAGUUGUUUUUUAACGAGUGCUUAGAAUUUUUGCAAUUAAUUGCCGUGGCUAGUGCGUACAGUUGUUUGAUUUUUGUUGCACGAACUUUUUCAUUAACUUGUUGUAAAUUUUUAACUAAAAUUAAAUUUUCUGAUUUUUCAUUUCUUGUAAUUUUUGUGUGAAAUUUUUGUAAAUUUUUUCUUGCCACAUUUGCGUUAAUUUCGUUAACAGGCAUAUUGAACUUCGCUGCCUAAUUAAAAAAGGCAUAUAAAACGGCUGCCUUUUUGCUUGAGCGCAACAAAUAUUUUACAACGGCUUGUUAGCUUGCAUUUCGAACAUUAUACUUUAACCAACAAACGCAACAGUUGUACGUUGCAUUGAAAGCAGUGUGGCAAAAGUGCAAAAAUGCUUACAAAAGCAGCCAAAAAGUAAAAAAAAAAAAUCGAGAAAAAAAGAAAAAAUUUACAAAGACCGAAACGUACAAGCGAAACACAUACAAAACUGUGCUUAUAUUUUGCCAAACAGCAACAACAAGUCGCAUGAGACAAGCUAACCGCAUUAAUAUUAUGUUGGCCAUGGCAAUGUUGCCACAAACUAGUUGCCGCGCACAACUCUGCGCCUGCCAAUGUUAUGUAUAGUAGUUGUUAGUGGCAUGUUGUUGUUGUUGUUGUUUAUGCACGUUUUACAUUGCAAAGCAGCAUGCUUUUGGUAUUGCUGUUGUUGUUGUUUUAUAUCAAGUUGUUUUUCCUACUCACUGGCCAUUAUGAGUUUCCUGUGCGCCAAAGCGCUACAGAAAAUUGAUGUUGCAUGCAACAAUCAUAAAAAGGCGCCGAAUAAAAAUAUUGCAAAAAAACAGCAACAGCAACAACAACUAGGCAGCGCACAGAAAAGUUCAAUGCAAAAUUGCGGCUAAAAGUAAUAAGCGAAAUAAGAGCAAAAGCCAGUGCAAGAAAUUAAGUGGACGCGAACACAAAGUUUGCUACAUAAAAAGCGUGCAGACGACUGUGGCCGGUUACAGAAAGUGGUAUAAUAAAGUAACAACAACAUAAACAGUAACAAAACAGACACAAACAAAACAACUACGAAACAGCGCUGAAAAGGCAGACAGGUUAAGCGAUCGAUAAAGUAUUCGAGAGCACAAGAGAGAGGGAGAGAAGUAGAGAGCUAGAGCGAAUGAAAGAGAGAGCUACAGUUCGUCAAAUAAACAAACUCACACGUCUGAUCGCCAGUUAGCCUUACACGGUAGACAGACCAACAGACAGCCAGCUGCAAACGUAUGUCGGCCCAAAAGCGACGCAGCGUUGCUUAGGUAGAAAAAGAGGCGGCCAAGUGGAUCGCCAGACAUGCACUUGGUCGAUCGACGGCGACAUGCAGCAAGAUCGUUGCUUCAGCCACAACACUUGAUGCCGCACCAUAGUGUGCUAUUUGACGAUCGACCUGAGAUGAGGUAGGCAAAAAGUGUUGGAAGCAAAGAGCGAAGCAAACGAACAAAAGACUGUGCAGAAGGCGAAAGUAGAUGCCACAGGCGGCUGAACUGGCAACAAAUAGGGGAAGACACAAAAAGACAGACAAGCAGUAAUAAAAAUGCUGUAUGCGUGUAUGUUUAGUGAAGGAAAAACAGAGCAAAACAGUUAUCAACAACUCUACAGGGUACGACGCAACGACAAGAAGUCAAACGCUGAGCGCGCCAGAGCGUCCGAUCGAUACGUUGAUUACGGCUAGCGAGCAAAACAAAUGUGACUGACGUAGAUCGGUAUUGGCUCCCUAACGCGGCUGACUUUUUGACGGACUGUGUCCAUCGGAUGAUGACUGGCCACUGCAUGAUUUUUAAAAAAUUUCAUUCGUUGUUGUAUUUUUGCGGCUUAAGGUCCGAAUAGUCGGUUUGGUUUUGGUAGUCGACAGAGAAAAGUAACUGCAGCUGAAAAUUUGGGGGAUAAUGUGCAGCAAAGUGAGAAGAACAUAGAAAUAUUGAGGUCAGCAAUAUUUAAAGAAUUAAAGAGAAAUAUUUAUUAGCGUUGUUUAACUGUUAUUUUUUAUUAAGCUUUAAAAGCUUUCGAUUUUCUAAAUUUGUGUGAAAGCUCCAAAAUAAGGCGAAAAUUUAAUGAAAGCUCGCAAAAUUUCAGUGAAAGCUCUAGAGUACUGUAAACAUCUUUUCCAAAAUUGUGUGAAAGCAACAAACCACUGAAAAAAAAUUAUUAAAUCUUCCUUAAAUUUCAGUGAAAGCUCUAGAAAACUGCGAAAAACUCCUAAAAGCUUUCAUGCACUUUGUAAAAGCACUUGACUACAAAAGUUAGUAUUACAGCCCGCUGUCUGUUAGCAAAAACGUCGCACAAAAAAAAAA
Bactrocera latifrons is the source of this 8361-nucleotide messenger RNA. RefSeq names its product toll-like receptor Tollo (gene Tollo). Gene Ontology annotation, molecular function: protein binding. Gene Ontology annotation, cellular component: extracellular matrix. The transcript has a single exon. The coding region runs from base 749 to 5023 and encodes 1424 amino acids. The record is from RefSeq and is a predicted model, not a curated record. NCBI's taxonomy places the organism in Eukaryota, Metazoa, Arthropoda, Insecta, Diptera, Tephritidae. Gene Ontology annotation, biological process: signal transduction.